AUGGCGGAGUCCAAUGAUGUGCGAGCAUUAGAAAAAAUAUUUACAGAAGUUGAUGAGUCGCAAAUAAAGAUUAUCUUUUCUAAUCAAUGCAUAAAAGCCCAAGCAUUCUUAGUUGAUAAAUUAAAGAAGCAAACGAAACAACAAAAAGAAAUUUGCAGUUUUAUCAGUAGUGGAAAUGUAAAGUUGGAAGCUGAAAUAAAACUUGCUGAACAAGAAAUCAAGAAUCUUCUAAUUGCUCAUGAGACUAUAAAAUCUGCAAACAUAGAAAUGAGAAAAGAAUGGUUACUUAAGAAAGCAGAAAAAUUAGAAAUAAGGGAACGAAUUGAACUGGGCGAGAAAAAGUAUGAACAACUUUGGUUAACAAGUAAAAGUCGAUACGAAAACAUUCCUUAUGUUCAAAAAUGUCUUCAGGGUAAAAAUAGAAGUCAGUUAAUUCAAGUUAACAUAAAAAGUUUAAUGAGUGAAUCUGAAAGUCUUCAGAAAGAAAUUAAAAGAAAGAAAAACACAUUAUUGGAAAUGGACGAAAAAUUAAUAAUUGAUCUCGCAACAUUUUUAGUAAAGGAUAAGCCUAAAUUAUUAAAAACUAUACAUGAUAUGAGCAACGAAAUUGAAGAGUUGACAAAAGAAAUAAAUGUCUUAGAAGAAGAGGAAGCUAAGAUCAAUCCGUUUUCUAAACUAAGAGACACGAUAGAUAUACAGCAACGUCCGCAUAAAGAAAUAAAAGAGCAAACUAAAAAAAAUAUGGAUGACAAUUGGCCCAGUUUAUGUAAAAAUGAAAAUGAUGCAAUUGUGAUGCCAAGACUUCAACUUCUGGACGUCGACUUAGACAUCCUUAGUGUAAAAUUAGAUCAGAUCAAAAAAGUUGGUUUGUUGAGUUCUGAACAACAAAACGCUACAAUGAUAGAAGGAAUUAAAAAUAAACGUGAAAAUGAGAUAAGUGAUGAAUGUACUUCUUCAUAUUUCAAUAUUAAAAGGACUGAAUAUCAAGAAACUAAACAUAAAAAUUAUUCUGAUAAAAAAUUGAUCCAUAUUUUAGAUGAUGUUAGGCUUGAGAAAGAUCAUACCCUGAAUAUAAUUUCAAAAGUUAAUCGUAAUCAACUUCAUAAUGUUGAUUUCAUAAGAUCUGAAAUAACUGGAGAACCUAAUGAGAUAAUAAGUAAAAAAUCUGAUGAUAAGGUGAGUGAACAAUUGGAGAUGGAGGUAUGUGAAGAAGUCAACUGUAAUAAAGAAGGAGGAGAAAUCCUUGUGCCACCUACACAGUUUAUAGAUGAAAUUAAGAAUUCACAAGACAAGAAAAAAGUCUCAUUUGAUUUGUCAAUGGAAAUAAAUCCAAUUGACUGUCAAGGAGUUGAAGACCAGUCAAAUAAUGAAAACAUUGACGACAGUAAAAAUAAUGAAACUUUGACAAGCCAAGGCGAUUUGAGUUCCAUUACUGAAGAAGACUUUGGUAAAAUAAAAGACAAAAUAUUAAAACAACAUAAUUUAGAUUUGUCACCACAGUUUGUAUAUACUAAGCGUUCUAUCACACAUAAGAUGAUGGAAGAUAAAGAUAAAAUUAUAACAUCUAAAUUCUUUGACCAGCAGAGUAGUAAAAUUUGUGAACCUAGUUUAGAAUCUGAAAAGGAUAAUAAUGAUAAAAACAAAAAAGACAUCAAUAAAGAGGAUAAUGAAUCCACACAGCAACAAGACAAUAAUUGUAGCAAUUAUUUGGAUACAAAUGUGGGAAAAAUUAAGAUGUCAAGUCCAAAGAUCCAUCAAGAAAUUGAAAAACCUAUAACUGGAUUUCUGUUCAACCAUGGAUCCCAAGGGAUACCUGAUUCCCUAAAUUUGUCAGAAAGUACUACUGGAUUUGAAGAGGGUGAUGGAGAUUUUCCACAUUGCAUUGAUUCUAGUGUCUUGUUAUCACCAAAAGCUGAUGUGCCAAUGGAAGUAGCUGAUGAUAAUAAUAUACCAGUAACCUCACAAGAGGUACCUAAUUUUAUGUCAGGUGUACGUAAAACAGGAAUUUCAUUUUUUGGAUGGUCGUCAGCUGAAACUAAGCCAGAUUCCAAUUUUCAAAAUACAGGUGGGAACUUCAACUUUAACUUUAGUGGUGAAGAGAAGAAGAAUAGAGGAGGAUUGUUUAGUAUGUUCCGUUAA
Molecule: messenger RNA, 2139 nt
Organism: Parnassius mnemosyne (clouded apollo)
Lineage: Eukaryota; Metazoa; Arthropoda; Insecta; Lepidoptera; Papilionidae
Source: the annotation of a GenBank genome assembly